Messenger RNA from Cryphonectria parasitica EP155, 360 nucleotides. RefSeq lists its product as uncharacterized. Gene Ontology annotation, cellular component: U1 snRNP. The coding region runs from base 1 to 360 and encodes 119 amino acids. The transcript has a single exon. Gene Ontology annotation, biological process: spliceosomal snRNP assembly; mRNA splicing, via spliceosome; mRNA 5'-splice site recognition. Lineage: Eukaryota; Fungi; Ascomycota; Sordariomycetes; Diaporthales; Cryphonectriaceae. The record is from RefSeq and is a predicted model, not a curated record. Gene Ontology annotation, molecular function: pre-mRNA 5'-splice site binding; zinc ion binding.
AUGAGCGUGCGCAAGGCCCACAACAGCGGCCGCAACCACCUCCGCAACGUCAUCGACUACUACCAGCAGAUCGGUCACGAGAAGGCCCAGUCCGUCAUCGACUCCAUCACCUCCUCGUACGCCGCCGAGGGCCUCGCCCACAACAACCCCAUGCUUCCCCAGAACCAGCCUGGUGCAGCCGGCGGGAUGGGCGGUGCAGGCGCGUUCCCCCCUCCUCCUGCCGGCAUGCCACCCUUUGCUUUCCCCGGUGGUGUUCCGCCGCCUGGCUUCCCGGGCAUGCCUGGUCCUCCCGGUGGUGCUCCUGGUGGUCCUCCAGGUGGCUUUCCUGCGAUUCGUAAGUUCUUGCAAUCCUCCCUGUAG